AUGACAGCAUCACAGCAGAACACCUCCCCUACGACCUCCCCUCCCAAACCCCCCUCACACCCCAACACCAACACCAACACCAACACCGCCAAACAUGACCCUCCCCCCCGCCCACAACGCCUCCUCUUCAUAGCCUCAAUCGGCAACCCAGCACCAUACCGCACAACCCGUCACAGCGCCGGCCACAUCCUCCUCGACGCUGUAACCCCCCAUCUCCGCACCCGCCUCGGCCCCUCCCUCUCCCCCGCUCUACACAACCUUCUACAGCCCCUCGCUCAUGAACAUCUCCGGCCCCAAAGUGAUCUCCCCAGUGGAGCUUUGCCCGUCGCCGCGAGUACCGGGUACCCGGCUACGCUGGUGAUUCUGCAUGAUGAGCUUGAGGCGCCGCUGGGAAAGGUUAGGGUUAAACGGGGUGGGGCGGAGAGUGCGAGUUUGAGAGGGCAUCGGGGGUUGAUUAGUGUUUUGGAGACGUUGCGGGGGAAGGGGUUGUUUCAUGGGAUGGUUAAACAGGGAUCGGGAGAGGGAAAGUGGCAAGCGCAGGGGAAGAAGCGUGGGAAGGAUGAUGGGUUGGCGAGGGAGUUGGAUGUUUUGAGGGUUGGGGUGGGUAUUGGGAGGCCUGUGGGCAGGGAGAAGGAUGCUGUUGCGGAUUAUGUGUUGACGAAGAUGGAGGGGAGGGAAUUGGAUGCUGUGAAUAGGGCGGCGGGGAGUGUGGUGGAUGUUUUGGAGGAGGAGAUUUAUCGGGUUGGCUGA
Penicillium subrubescens is the source of this 750-nucleotide messenger RNA. Its product is annotated as aminoacyl-tRNA hydrolase. Gene Ontology annotation, molecular function: peptidyl-tRNA hydrolase activity. Bases 1 to 750 code for a protein of 249 amino acids. The transcript is spliced from 2 exons. Lineage: Eukaryota; Fungi; Ascomycota; Eurotiomycetes; Eurotiales; Aspergillaceae. The record is from RefSeq and is a predicted model, not a curated record.